Messenger RNA from Parnassius apollo (apollo), 900 nucleotides. The record is from the annotation of a GenBank genome assembly. NCBI's taxonomy places the organism in Eukaryota, Metazoa, Arthropoda, Insecta, Lepidoptera, Papilionidae.
AUGACGGGCGACAGUUUUAUAAAAUUCCUCAAGCAUUUUGUUCGUCAUGUUCAACCCAACGCUGAUAGGAAACACCUCAUCAUCAUAGACAAUCACGAGAGUCAUUGUUCUGUCGACGCCCUCAACUACGCAAAAGACAACGGAAUCGUUCUUCUCACAAUUUCACCACACACAUCCCACAAGCUGCAGCCAUUAGACAGGACUGUUUUUGGCCCCUUAAAAACCUUUUAUUCUCAGGCAGCAUCAAAUUUUAUGCUGAGACACCCCGGGAGAACAAUCACAAUCUACGACGUUUCGGAACUGUUAGGGGAAGCUUUCCCAAGGGCUAUGGUGCCUACCAAUAUAAUUAGUGGCUUCAGGGCGGCUGGAAUAUGGCCUAUAAAUGCCGACAUUUUCACGGAGAGUGAGUUCAUGACCAGUUUAGUUACGGACCGCCCUCCUCCUUCUCAACUUGAAGAACCAACACAGAGAAGUGUGAUAGCGUCGGACUGCCCUCUCCCUUCUCCACUUGAGGAGCCCGUACAAAGCAGCAGUGUGAGUGAACGCGCGUCCCCAUCCUCACUUGGAGGAUCAGUGCCGAUGCACUUUUCACCACAGGACAUCAUGCCCUACCCCAAGGCAGGUCCACGCUCGCAGUCGUCGCGCGGGAGAAAGCGAGGACGUACUCGCAUCCUAACCGAUACUCCGGAAAAAGCAGCCAUCGAAGAACAAUCAAAUAAAAAGUUGGCGAAGAUAGCAGAGAUAGAAAUGAAAAGGAAGAUUAAAGAAAAUAGGCCUACCAAGAAAACAGUGAGACAAAUCUUUUCACUAAAAAAAAUUGACGAUGACACCUCAUCUGAUUCUGAUGAAUGUCCUCCACUUCCAUCAUCGUCAGGGGGGGGAAGAAGAGUUAUGCAGUGA